This is a messenger RNA of Linepithema humile (Argentine ant), 1432 nucleotides long. NCBI's taxonomy places the organism in Eukaryota, Metazoa, Arthropoda, Insecta, Hymenoptera, Formicidae. The record is from RefSeq and is a predicted model, not a curated record.
CAUUGCGGUUUACGCGGGGCCGCGUCUCUGUUUUAUCAUUAUUGAUACAACAUCUGUGUGAAAUGUUUUAGAAGCUGAUUGUGUUGAAAAGUUUGUUUGUUUGCUAUAAUAUCCCUGUUUAUUGCGCAAAUUAAAUACAACACAUACGUUUAAUACAUCUUAUUAGUUAUUUUAAAUAAUUAAUCAUGUCAUGUUUACAGUGAAUAUAUACACAUGCCAAAAGUAUUUUUCAUCAGUUUAUAUCGCAUCGACUUUUAAUAUCACGUUGCGUUACAAAUUUAUUUGCUGUUUCCAAGGUGAUAAGUUAAAGGAUAUAAGAUAUAAAUUGAAUAAAUACACAAAAAAUGUAUUCGAAUAAUAUAAUUAAAAGAAUACCUGGCGAUAUACUUCCUCCUUCAAAAAAAGAAAGCCAAGGCUAUAUCAAUGAUUUAGGAAAGAAACAGAAAUUUGAAUUGGAAGAGCUUUUAGAAAGACAGAAUAAAAUUCUUGCUAAUAAGAAAUUUAUUUCUAAUCUUCCUGACAAAGGAGAAAAAAUUAUAAAUUUUUAUAACAAGAUAUUAGAAGAACUUGAGCAUAAAAAUGAAAUGGAAAGAGCUGCUAAUUUGCUAUCGCAGCUUAAUAUAGCAUCAGAAGGCAAAGCAGCUAUGAGUAAAUUAGAAUGGACAGGAAAAUAUGAUGAUAAAAAUGAAGAAAGUAUAACGAAAAUUGAGCUAGAUAGUGAUGAUGAGGAUAAUCCAUUAAAAAUACUAGCACAACCCACAGGAAGUGGUGUUCAUAAAAAAAAGAUUAUACAUUUAGCUCCUGAGGAGAGUCUUAUUAAGCCAGAAGACAUAACAGAAAUAGAAUCCUUCAAAACAAGUCCUUUAGAUGUGGAACAUGUAAAAUAUAUCGUUGAUAAAGUAGAAAAAGCAGAAGAAAUAAAUAAGAAGGAACCAUUUAGGCCAUAUAAAACGACUAAAAGUGAUGUGCAUAAUCCUAUGAAGGAGAAACAAAGGAAGCUGCAUAAAAACUGGGAGGUCACAGCAGCUACACCACCUCUUAUAGUUCAUGGAGCAGCAAAGGUCUUAAGUCUUAAUGAAUCCUUAAAAUUGCAAAAGGAACAAUCCGAAAAACUACAGGAAAUUCAAGCAAAACAUGCAGUGGAACGUCUGGCUAGUCAAAUAGGAUUACAUAAUAUUGGUACUGCUCCAAGAAACAUUGGAAGUUAUCGUUUACAACAACAUAUGAACGGUUCAGUUUCAUCUUCUUCGUCUGACGAUGAGGAAAAUGAAGUACAUGAUGAAGAAGACAAUGACAAAGGUGGCACAGUAGUGUUUACUGUGGAUUCUGUGGAAAGUUAAUAAUUGUCAUACUUUUGCAGAAACAAUUAUGUGUACUAUAAAAGUGUACUAUAAAUUAAUUUAUUUUUAUAAAGAAAGUUAUUUUUCUUAUA